This is a messenger RNA of Caenorhabditis bovis, 1365 nucleotides long. NCBI's taxonomy places the organism in Eukaryota, Metazoa, Nematoda, Chromadorea, Rhabditida, Rhabditidae. The record is from the annotation of a GenBank genome assembly.
AUGUCAUCGCUAACCAGCGACGCCUGGAAUUGGCUGUCCGGCGGCCUGGCGAAAGGCGCCGUCGAGGCGUUUCCGCUGCACAAAGCCGCAUUCUCAAAUGAUACUCGCUCGAUUGUGCAGCUUAUCAAGGCCGGACGAAGUCUCGCCGAGAAGGAUAUGCAUGGCAACACGGCGCUUCACAUCGCUACCAUGUUAGGUCAUCGAGAGACGAUUGCCCUCCUUCUCGCCAACAACGCUCCCAUUCGCGUCAAGAACCAAGACGGCUGGAAUCCACUAAUGGAAGCGGUUAGCUACGGCGACAGGCAAAUCAUCACCGAAAUGUUGCGCAAACUCAAAUUCCAGACGAAAGAGAAGAUUUCCGGCGGAAAACCGCAUCUCAUGAAAAUGUUCAACGAUUUGGGCGAUUUUUAUAUGGAAUUCAAAUGGGACUUUCAAUCAUGGAUUCCGCUCCUCUCGCGAAUUCUGCCCUCCGACGUGUGUCUGAUCUACAAGAAAGGCACCAAAUUGCGAAUGGACACCACACUUGCCGAUUUUAGCGAAAGAAAUUGGGAACGCGGCGACAUCACAUUCCUCUACAACGUCGACGCGCCGCCCGACGAGCAGCUCGUCGUGAUGGACAACAAGACGAAGGUGUUUCAGCGCGGACGGCGCGACGAGUCGGAAGCCGAAGUCGACGAAGAAAUCGACGUGCUCAUGUCAACCGACAUCAUCAACGCGCACAUGUCGACGAAAUGCAUCAGCUUCAAGCAGGCCUACACCGGAUGGGUGUUCAAACACGCGAGAGAGGAGCAACUCGGCGAUUAUCCGGUCAACUUCUAUUCGGUUGAAGGUCUCAAAUUGACGACGCGGAAGCGUCGUGAGCAUCUCACCAGCGAAGACGUCAAAAAGAACAAAUCGCUUCUUCAUAGUCUCACGAAUGGCAAAGUGGUUGGCGACGACGAGUUUGUGAGUCUUCAACACCGAAAAUCGCUGCCGCCGCCUGGUCGACUGCCAACGACAUGGGAGGAGUAUAUCGGAGCCGCGCCAGGUGCUCCGCCCCAACUCGGCCGACCGCAAAUUGUCAAGACGAAUGAGAAGCAAUUCAAAGCGCUUGUGGGAAUGAGCGAAGAGUUCCCGUUGUCGAUCGACGUUCUCGUCGACCUUCUCGAGAUCGUCGCGCCGUUCAAACAUCUCGACAAACUUCGCCGCUUCUGCCAAGCGCGUUUGCCGCCGGGCUUCCCGGUGUGCGUCGAGAUCCCGUUGCUGGCGACGAUAUCGGCGAAAGUCACGUUCCAAAAAUUCGAGUUCACCGAGAAAAUCGGCGAGAAGAUGUUCCGAAUACCGGCGUCGUAUCGCGAGGAUCCGACGAGAUUUCCGGAUCUCUAA